AUGCAUAGAGCUCCCAAAAAAAGCAACCAUGAACAGCCCCUCGCCCAUGGCCUCGCAAACAUCAGCCUCAGCCAAACAGACGGAACACCCGCAAAGACCAAGCGACCCGCCAGGGCAUUCCACCAGGAAACACAGCCCCCACCCGCCACCGGACUCAACUCGCCCAUGCCGCCCCGCCCAGAGCUGAACACCACCUUCCGCCACCGCCCCGACCGUCCCGAGCACCUCCAGCGCUACCAGCACCAGCCCAUGCCCGUCGUCCCCCCAGGCCCUCCGCUCGACCAGCAGCAGCACCAGCAGCAGAACCCCCCGCUCUUCCCCCAGCCCAGCCAGCCCCGCUCCGCCGGCCCCCGCAACCGGAUCGACCCCAACCAGAUCCCCUCGCCCGUCAUCGUCCACGAGCAGGACGCCGAGAUCUUCGCCCAGGAACCCUUCCGCACCGCCCACACCCUCUACCCCGCACCCUCCUUCGCCCCCAACAACCCUCCCCCACCCCCCCCACAGAUCCCGCUCAGUCUGACCGACUACGUGGCCAUCGACCAGGGGAACUGCUCCCCCAGAUUCAUCCGCGCAACCACCUACUGUCUGCCCGCAUCCGACGACAUCGCCCAGGCCGCCGAACUCCCCCUGGGCUUGGUCAUCCAGCCCCUCGCCGAACUCGCUCAGGGCGAGGGCGACUGCGUGCCCGUCGCCGACUUCAGCCAGGACCCAACCGGCCCCCCACGCUGUAGCAGCUGUCGCGGGUACAUCAACCCGUGGUGUACAUUCAUCGACGGCGGAAACCGCUUCAGAUGCAACCUGUGUGGCAAACCAAGCGAUGUACCUUCGGCCUACUUUUGCCAUCUCGACAUGUCCGGGCGGAGGGUGGACCAUUACCAGCGUCCGGAGCUAUGCAGGGGAUCGGUCGACUUCAUCGUCAACCAGGACUACUGGGUCCAGUCGGACUCCUCCGACUCCAAGCUGACCGCCAGACCCCCACAACCGAUGAAAUACCUGUUCGCCAUCGACGUCAGCUGGUCGGCCAGCAAGAGCGGCAUGCUCGAGCAGAUCACCAAGUCGAUCAAGUCCAUCAUCUUCAACCAAGACCCGCAAGACCAACUCAAGGUAGACGACGACCUAGACUUCCCCCAGGAGAGCUUGAAGCCCACCCGCACCUUCCCCACCGGCGCCCACGUGGGCUUCAUCACCUUCGACCGCACCGUCCACUUCUACAACCUCAAAGCUGGCCUCGACCAGGCCCAGAUGCUCGUCGUCCCCGACCUCGACGACAUGUUCGUGCCGAUCGGCGAGGACGCCCUCUACGUCGACCCCGCAGAAUCCCCGGCUAUGAUCCACAAUCUGCUCGACAGCCUCCCAUCCAUGUUUGCCGAGAAUAACAUCAUGGAAUCCGCCCUCGGCGGCCCGGUCCAAGCUGCCUUCUCAAGCUUGAAACGACUGGGUGGUCAAGUGAACAUCUUCCUCACCUCAUUGCCGACGAUCGGACCGGGCGGCUUGAAACAGAGAGAAGAUACCAAGCUGUAUAACACCGAGAAGGAGAGCACGCUGUUCAAUCCCGCCGAUCCGUGGUACCGCCAAGUCGCAGAAGAGUGCUCGUUGGCCGGGAUCGGGAUCAACAUGUUUCUGUUCCCGUCCCAAUACAUCGAUGUCGCCACAAUCAGUGUCUUGUCCGGCAUCACCGGCGGCGAAGUCUUCUUUCACCCAAGAUUCAACCCCCAGCGCGAUUGCUUCAAGGUCCAUUCCGAGCUGCGUAGGGUGCUGACGAGGGAGACAGCGGCGAGUGUGACAAUGCGGAUCCGGUGCUCCAACGGGCUGCGAAUCUCCGAGCAUUUCGGCUCGUUCCUGCAACGCAAUGUCACCGACCUGGAGUUUGGGAACCUCGAUGCGGACAAGGCGAUCGCGGCGUUGCUGAAGAUCGAGGGCAAAUUGGAGGACAACGGCUCGGUGGAGGCCCAGCUCCAAUGCGCCCUUCUCUACACCUCGGCCGCCGGAGAACGCAGGGUCAGGUGCCAUAACUUGACCCUGCCCGUCACCAGGGUCAUCGGGAACAUCUUCCGGUCCGCCGAUAUGGACGCGACGAUGGCCCUGUUGACAAAACAAUAUAUUGCGCAGAUCGUGCAAGUCCCAUUACGCGAUGUCCGGGCGACGUUGACGGAGAGCUGUGUGAAGAUCCUCCUGGCCUAUCGCAAGCACUGUGCCUCGUCGACCUCACCGGGCCAGCUCAUCCUGCCGGAGUCGUACAAGCUGUUCCCGCUAUAUGCACUGGGGCUGAUGAAGACGAAGGCGGUGAAGGGCGGCAAUGUGUCCUCGGACGUCCGGACGCAUUACAUGCGCUACCUCAAGUCGCUCGGCGUCGCACAGACCAUCCUCAUGCUCUACCCCCGAAUGGUCCCCAUCCACUCCCUCAACGACGUCCCGGAGGCUUGUCAGUUCAACCCCCACAACCACAAGUUCAUCCUCCCUCCCUUGAUGCGCGCGAGUUACUUGCGGAUGGAAGCCGACGGGGUCUAUCUGAUCGAGAACGGAGACAUGAUGAUCAUGUGGAUCGGCUCAGGGGUAUCGACGGAAGUGUUAUCGGACCUCUUCGGAGUGACGUCUCUGGAGGCACUGGACCCGAAGCUGUUCGCGGCCCGGCUGCCCAAGCGCCCUGCCCCGCUCUCCAUCAAGGUCCGUCGGCUCCUCAAGACCUUCGACCUCCGAAGGGGAGACCGGGCCCUCCCACUCCUCGUCUCUCGCCAAUCGCUCGACUCGACCGAGUUCGAGUUCGCUAAUCUGUUGGUCGAGGACCAGAAUAACGACGCCAUGUCUUAUGUCGAUUAUCUCUGCUUCGUCCAUAAGCAGAUCCAGAACGAUCUUUCCGGUGCCGGGAGCUCCUCGAAAGCUAGUUACCAACAGGACGACCACCAGGCCGCCGCCGCCGGCGGCGGCAAUGCCGCGAGCUUCAUCGACCCCGGAUCUUUGUGGCGUGCCGCGUGGUAG
This is a messenger RNA of Puccinia triticina, 2976 nucleotides long. RefSeq lists its product as uncharacterized. Gene Ontology annotation, molecular function: SNARE binding; zinc ion binding. Lineage: Eukaryota; Fungi; Basidiomycota; Pucciniomycetes; Pucciniales; Pucciniaceae. The record is from RefSeq and is a predicted model, not a curated record. Gene Ontology annotation, cellular component: endoplasmic reticulum exit site; COPII vesicle coat. The transcript is spliced from 10 exons. The coding region runs from base 1 to 2976 and encodes 991 amino acids. Gene Ontology annotation, biological process: intracellular protein transport; endoplasmic reticulum to Golgi vesicle-mediated transport; COPII-coated vesicle cargo loading.